This is a messenger RNA of Amoebophrya sp. A120, 5145 nucleotides long. The record is from the annotation of a GenBank genome assembly. Lineage: Eukaryota; Dinophyceae; Syndiniales; Amoebophryaceae.
CUACGAUACAACUGGAGGGCCACGGCACAAGCGGAGGUGAUGUUCUGGAGACGAUUCGUGACGUCGAUCAAGGAGAAUCUCCGCGGCGUGAAGCGUUGCCACAGCUACCGCGACGCGAAGUCUCUCUCGGCCUUAGCGACCUCACGAUCGACUCGGAAUCUCACGCGUUUCUCGGCGAGACGCUGUACCAAUUGACAGCAACUUCUAGGGCAAGCGAUCGUAGUUCCACUGCUGCUGCUCUUCCAGCAGCACAAGUAAUCGCGCCUCUCUCGCUUUCCCUCGACCUCACCCGGUGUCGCAUCCGCGGGUCCGAAUGGGAUUUCGCCAGCGACGGCCCUUUGAGUAGCUUGUGUGGAGGUUGUAGUAGAGCGUCAGAAACUUCCAGCGCAGCAAGCCAUCAAGCGCAGUCGGUCAUUAUUUCCAGCCAACACGGGAAACGCAUGACAGAGCUCUAUCCUGCGCAAAGCGGAAAUAAACAUUACUCCUCUCCCUACCGCCUCCGCACCUUUCUUCACUUCCUCUGUUCUGCGAGAUUCGACACGCUUCUUCUCGACGACGUUGAGUUCGGUAACACCAAACCGGCCGAAGUGACAAGGAUCUGUUCGAAGCUGUUAAAACGGACGGAGCAUCACUUUUCCGCGCAAAAGCUCAUUGGGUGCUACAGUACUGCUGGUGGAACAAAUACCACGGCGUCAGGAGGUCCACCGGGAGCAAAUCCCCACAAGAGAACCUUCACCAAUCUGGAAAAGCAGCAACUUCCCCGGGAGGAGCAAGAGGAGCAGCUGCGGGUCUUUUUCAACAGUUUGAAAACCACUAACGCGGGGAAAACGUCGGUCCGAAGUAGCAGAGUCUCAACUGCAACAGCCCGGGUUACAAGGCAAAGCCGGUUUUCGCUCAUCUCCGCACCACGGAAUCUUCCCGGGCGAAAGUUCAGAAAACUUUCCUUGAACGACUGCAAUUUGCAGGACGGCGGUUGUGCCUUGCUGGCAACUGUUUUGGCGAGAACUUGUUGUUUUCCGCUGCUGGAAGAGCUGGAGCUGCAAAAGAAUGGGAUUUCGGAAAUCGGCUUGAGAAAUCUAUUGCUGGAAACUAGAGGAAGAAGUACUAGAGUUCUGCUGCCGAGGAGAAGCAGUACUACUAGUGAAAGAUCUUCUGCAAGAAGAAGAACGAAACUGUCCUCGUCCGACGGAGAGCACCAGGGCAUUGAUUCCAUCUCUAGUCCUGCGGCCGUACUAUCCAGUCUCCCACCGUCCCUGAUGAAGUUCGACCUUUCCAACAAUGGGAAGAUGCUGCGCAGUACCAAAGGACUGGAUGUGUUGGUAGAGUGGGUCAGGCGGAAAUGCGCGGAGUUGUUGAAAGCAACACCUUCUGAAUCACAGAGCGAGCGGGAGCGCCAAAACCAAACAAAUCCAAGUUUGAGCCGCGGAGGAACCGCUGGCACCAGAUCAGCAUGCCUGAUCUGCCUGAAGCUGUCCAACUGUGGCCUCCACCUCUCCACGGACAGGAAAAGCUUGGCGAAGCUCUGGUACUGCGGGCGCCUUGCGUUUUGUGACUUGCUAGAAGUUGGCGGGCCGUUGAGGCUGGAGAGCUUGACCGCCUUUGAACCAGGGUUACGACCGGGCGGGGUGUUAAACAGUGAAAGUGGCGUCUCCACGGCGGCACGAGAGCAUCAACGUGAGCAGUUGGGUUGGCGCCGUUUGGAGAUCCAGACGGUUGAGGACGAUCAGGACGGCAUCCCGAUUGGGGCACCAAGUUCGACUUGUGGAGGAGCAACGGAGGAUCAAAAUUGCAGCGCAGCGUCACAGAGACUGAGUCACUUCGAAGAGUGGUACGUGAACCAAGCGCUGCGAGCGAGCGGAACGCAGUUCUUCCCCUCGUCUUCCGGUCCAUCUGUGGCACAGAGAAAUCGUCUUGAAAACGCCACCACAGGAGGAGAAGAGACGACCGGCGAAGACUCUUUCUUCUUCACAGGCUUAACCACGUCUGGACAUCAUCAUUAUCACGCAAAUACGUACGCACUGAAGCCUGACUGGGAUUUCUCGCCGAAGAACGACAGCCAAAAGCGGUUUGAUUACGGCAACAAAACGCAUCCGGACUAUUUGGAUUUGAAGGACGCAAUUGCUCAUGCAGCUAAUACGCAGCCAGAUGUUCUUGCAGGUUGGAACAACGGCGAUGCUCAUGAUGAGCCAGUGGGAUCUUGCUCUAGUCAUGCGGUUCUGGUCACGAGGCAAUCAUCCCACAAUUUUAGCGUUCCCGGAAGUGCUGCAGUGGCCGGCGGGGGAGCACUGAUAAACAAGACAACCACCAGCGCCAACAUCAGCAACAUCAAAGCCGCCAACCCCUCUUCGAAAAAAUCCGCGCCGGGCUCUCCCCGCUCCGCUCUUAGCCGGAACCACUCCGGGGCGUUUUUUCCGACUUACUUCGACAAUUUUGAGGACCGAGCCCCGUACGAAACGGGACUGAUCCAGCACUCGGUUUCGCGGAGGAAAGCGAUUUUGAAUGCGCUGGAAGAUUUGAUGAAAGUGAGUGCGUUCUUCGGAACAGUGCCUGUAGCCGGCGCGUCGACUACGUCUACAAGUAGAGCAUCACCUUUCGCUGGAUCAUCUUCCGGAUAUGCUGGCGCAGGGCUCGGCGACACAAACAGCACGAAAGGUGGAGGUGCGACGAUGAUCAACCCUAGUACAACUACAUCAUCAUCUCGGUUCCUGUUCGAUUUGAACGGCAAAACUAUUCCAGAUCUGUACCAAAUGCUGCUACAAGACGAGCAAAUCCACGCGGCGUAUUUUGCUUUGCCGUUGUGCCUGUUCCGGGGACUCUCCGUCUCGCCGUUUGCCUCCGCGACAUCAGCGAGCAGCUUUGGCGCUACGGGUGCGACGAGAGCGAUAGCACAGAAUCUUUGGAAAAUGAGGAAUAAAACCACGAGCAGUCCGGCGGUCGCGACAGCUACAACGCGCCAACAGCUGCAGCUCCGAGCAGCGCCAGCAGUAGUACAUGCGACCAGCAGAACUAGCAAGGCGAACUCGUCCGACAUAAGAAUCGGGCGCAAGUUGAUUUUGAUGCAGUGCCUCACGGAGUUGAAGCUUCCCGGCCUGAUUCCGGAUUUUGAAUGUUGGCAAUCGUUGGCCAAGGAUCUCACCCGGGUCUGUGUGCAGCAGUGGGUGAGUAACAUGUUUUUCCCGAGGAGUAAGAGUGGAACAAUAGCAGGAUCUAGUGCUAGUAUGAUACUGACGGAACUUCUUCCCAAUUCGCCGACAAUUACAAUCGACGCCAGCCGCAAUCAACUUGGCAAGCAAGCGGUCUUCGCUCGGGAACAGGAGAAAAACCGUGGGUUUCUGCUGCAACAGGUCGAAACUUUCUCGCCGGCGAAAGGUCCGGUGAAAGUGAAGGAGGUUCUUGCGGCCGCCGUGAGAGGUGGACAACGACUGACGGAUGGACCACCUCAUCUCCCCGCUGCUGCUGAAACACAAGAAUCCCGCAACCAGUUUCGUUUCGUGCCACAAUUACGAACGUACAGCGCAAACCACCAAGCGAGAACCCGUCCGGCCGCGGCGCGGGGGGCUGCAGGGGCAGCAGCUCCACCUGUGUCGACGGCCUUGUCUUUGCCAGGAAGUGGGUGUGCGAAGGCAGCUGCAGCAAUGCCUCCAAAGGACUGUACUACAGCUGUAGACGACGGAAAUAACCAGAUGUCCAGCAAAAGAACGAAGCUCGAAGCGGUGAGUGCGAAUCUGCAAGACGGUGAUAUUUUCCGGCUGAUCCAUCCAAAGCUUCUUUCGCGUGGUGUGCAAAAAACUGCGAUUCAAAUUAUCGACCUGUCGCGGAUAUGCAUUGCAAAUAUGUUGUCUGGGUCUGGAGCUGGACGAAGACUGCGAGAUUCGUCAUGCGUGUCUCGCAUGACUCUCGGCUCUGUGUUGCGUGGCCACGAACAGCUCCUCUUGCCUGUCAUGCAAGGACGCAGCUUCUAUGCUGAAUACGCAACACAGCGCGACGAAAAAACCUGUCAUGCUUGGCCGUGUAUUACAGAGUGCUUAGCAUUCACUGAUUUGCAUCACAACUUUUCAGGCCUGGACUUCAUGUUUGCAAUGCAUAAGGGAACAAAAUCGGUCCGAAAGGCGCGAAGGUGUUAGCAGACGGAAUAAAUCCGGUGGUGGUCGAAGAAGUAAAUCUGGAUCACAAUCUCGUUCAAGCAAAGGGCGUAGAGGCGAUUUUGGCAAAGUUUUGCACUAUUGCAAGUAGGAGCAAGCGCGGCACUGUUGCUGCGAAGAGAAUUGUUCUCUCGUUCCAAAACAACAGACUGCAACAUCCAAUAGCCUGCGUUUUUGAGGCGUUUUUAGAACAGCUAUUGAGCAGUGCUGCGAGUUGUACUACUAGCGCUGAUACGGAUCUCAAUGGAACGAAUAGGAACUACGUGAAGAAAACUACUUACGCAAAAACGCACGUCGCUGCAAAAGGUGAAACGACAAACACUAUAAGUCGACAAGCUAGCGGGUCGACUAUGAAAUACUUGUAUCAAAUAGAUUUUUCCAACAAUUGUAUGAUAUCGGAGGGCGAUGUUUUUCGUAUGAUUAAUCUGCUCUUUCAAGAGCGAAACCUCCGUACGAGUGUGUCCCUUAGUCUCGAAGGAUGUAUAGGAGGUGAUGGAACGAUAACAUCGAAGUCACGCAAACUAGAAGCCAAAAAUCCGUUUUAUUCCACAUCUAACGAUAGCAUUGGCAUCAAAGGUAGAGACGGCGAAAAGAAAAUCGCAGCGAUCCGAGAGUUGCUAGAAAUACUGAGCAAAAAGUAUGACGAAGAAAAUUUUUGGAAAAGAUACGGGAUCAACAUGAGGUCGCGAGUGACAGUCUGAGUUUUUGCUAAUAGCGCAAUUCCCUAGAAUCGAAUCACAGAAACAAGUUGACAAAAUUGCAAACAUGUUCGUGUUGAGUUGACAUUGGAGAAAAGCCACUAGACGGCACUAUCAACGGUGAAAAAUUUUUGAAACAGUUUCAGAGCGUAAAGCUACGGGACGCCGUAGCCUCAAAAAUUGAUGAGGUCAACAAUUGAUCUAUCUCCCGAUUGAGGAGACAUGCUGGUGGAAAAGUGUUCGCAUGAUCCCUCAGAAUAGCAUGUAUUGUCAAAUUAUAGAUAGUACAGAAUUAGGGCGAAAAA